Messenger RNA from Actinia tenebrosa (Australian red waratah sea anemone), 1608 nucleotides. RefSeq lists its product as uncharacterized. NCBI's taxonomy places the organism in Eukaryota, Metazoa, Cnidaria, Anthozoa, Actiniaria, Actiniidae. The record is from RefSeq and is a predicted model, not a curated record. Gene Ontology annotation, cellular component: nucleus; cytoplasm. Gene Ontology annotation, biological process: protein phosphorylation; negative regulation of G2/MI transition of meiotic cell cycle. Gene Ontology annotation, molecular function: protein kinase activity; ATP binding.
UUUCGUUUUAUUUACUAGUGACGCUAGACGUAAUGUGCUAGAAGGCUUUCAGUCGUAAACUUUAAACGUUUGUAUACUUGGAUGGCUUCCCCACGCACACCCAACGUUCUUGUCUUACAAGGAAAGAACUACGUUGUAGAAAAAUUACUAGGGGAAGGCGCUUUUGGCAAAGUGUACAAAGUGACAGAGAAUGGCAGAUCAGGCAGUGUUUACGCGCUGAAAAAAAUCGAAGUUCAGAAUAAUGAGGCAGUAAACAUGGUGAGAAAGGAGAUUGGUAUAUUGGCCAAGUGCAGACACGAUCAUAUUGUACGACUCUGCGGUCUCGAUACAACUAAGAUUUCCAGAUCAACUUUUGUUCUGAUUUUGAUGGAGUACUGUGAAGGCGGAAAUCUCAACAGUCGUCUAGCAAGACCAAGUGAUAGCGRUACUAACCUACGAUGGAUGAAAGAGUUGGCCGAUGCUAUGUGUUAUCUACACUCCAAUAACAUCGUUCAUCGAGAUCUGAAGCCAGAAAACGUAUUAUUGGCCGGUAAUGGGUGCAUCAAGUUGGKGGACUUUGGUCUCGCCAGAGAGUUCGCAGUCCUAAGACAAUCUCAUGCCAUGCUAUCAGACGAGUCGCUCGUGUCUUAUUUGAACCAAGUUUAUAUGGGAACAGCUCUAGGAACACCUGCUUGGAUGGCACCAGAGGUCUUUAGAGGACACUAUACGGAAAGUGCAGACAUUUUUGCUCUUGGUACAAUAGUGUUUGCUAUCCUAACACGGGCAUGUAUGUCAGCCGGGGGAAAGAAAUAUUAUGGAGCAUUUGUCAGUGCGAGUGGUCAAAGGAUUGGCCUCGGGAUGGCGAUGACACGGAAUACGAAUAUCAUGGUGCCCCUCGAUGGAUUGUCGAGUUUAACUAGACAGGUACUUCGUAGUAUGCUAGAUUACAACCCCAAGAACAGACCUAGUGCACAAAAAGUACUUGAAAAAAUUGAUUCUAGUCUUUACCUUGAUGACUUCUCGUCACCCAUCGAACAGCCGGGAUAUCCUACUCACGAUAUUCAACCCUACCGCCAGAGCCCCUUUCCACAACCACGCUGCUCCCCGAUGCCUGAUCCUCUUCCGCAACCUCCCUCCCCGAUCAACAACUUUAUUUCACAUUCCCUUUCUUCCUCCAGACAAAUCGCUACUGACAAUAUACUACCCCACCGCCAAAACCCCUUUGCACAACCCCACUCCCCCACCCCCAAUUUUAUUCCACCCCACAGACAAAGUCCCCUACAGAACAAUACACCCCACUAUCGUCAGGCAGGCCCUUCACCGAGAUUUGGACCCCCCUCUCCAAAUCAUUCCAAUCCCCGACCAAUGCAUAGAAUUUCCCCUUAUCAACGCACUCCCCUCUCACAGAAGUCCUUUCCUUACCUCCCCCACCCCCGGUGCACCCAUCAGGAACGUACCAUCACACACCCCACGUCCUGCAAUCAUCAGAUCCCCGGUACAUACAGUCAAUUCAAUAAACGUUGUCGUCGACCGGCUCAAGCCUACGCGACUGGACCGAAAGAAAUAUGGGUAAAAUUCACUGGUGAGAAUAUUUUUGCUAGUUUCAUAAAUCCACGUGGAUAUGCAUAA